AAUGACACCAAAUUUUGGAGUCAAGAUUUAUCACUCAAUCAUCUCCUCCUGGUCAUGGUGGUGGCAAGUCGACAAUCACCAGGACCAUCUCGCUCGUGCUAUUCUCACCGUUUCAGUUCCGUUACUGUUAUUUUUAUGGUAUCAGUACAUCAGAAAUGACAGAACUUCUUUGCCGCCGGGCCCAUAUGGUUUACCGGUGGUAGGGUAUCUGCCGUUUCUUGCCUCCGAUUUACACGAAAGAUUCACCCACAUGAGUCAUAGAUACGGCCCCAUCUUCAGCCUGUGGCUCGGAAGCAAGCUUCACGUUGUGGUCAACUCCGUGGAGCUAGCUAAGGUCGUGGCUCGUGACCUGGACCAAACGUUCGCGAACCGUACUCCACCGGUCGCAGCCCUGACCAUCACUUAUGGCGGGAUUGAUAUCGCGUGGUCCAACAACAACGCACACUGGCGUAAGUUGCGUAAACUGUUGGUCAGCCAGGUUUUGAGCAACGCAAAUCUUGAUUCUUGUGCGGGUUUUCGAACGGAUGAGGUGAGAAAAGUGGUAAGAGACGUUUACGGAAGGAUCGGGAAGAAGAUCGACAUUAAUAAGGUGGCUUUCGAUGCCGAGCUUAAUGUCGUAACGGGAAUGUUAUGGGGUUGUAGUGAAGGAAAAGAUUCGAGCGACAUCGGAGAUGGGUUUCGAGAAGUUGAGUUCAAGAUCAUCGAGUUAUUGGGUGCUCCAAAUAUCUCAGAUUUUAUCCCGAUGCUGUCGUGGUUCGAUCUGCAGGGAAGGCAGCGAGAAAUGCAGAAGCAGAAGGAACAUCUUGAUCGGAUUUUGGAUAACAUCAUCCGCGGAAGAAGCAAUGGUAACUCCAGAAAGAUGGAUGAAGAUGGAAGGAAAGAUUUUGUGCAGAUCUUGUUAGAGCUUAAAGAUCAAAAAGACAGUCCAAUAUCACUUAACAUCGAUCAAAUAAAGGCACUAUUAUUUGACAUUUUGACUGCGGCAACAGACACAACAUCAACGAUGGUAGAAUGGGUGAUGGCGGAGAUUUUGCAUCAUCCCGAGGUAAAAACAAAGAUUCAAGAAGAGUUGAAUGAUGUUUUGGGUAUGAACAGUAUUGUCGAAGAAUGUCAUCUGCCGAAAUUAGCGUAUUUGGAUGCCGUCAUCAAGGAGACAUUUAGGAUACACCCUCCGUUACCGCUCCUCAUCCAAAGAUCCCCGGAUGAAUCUUGCACGGUGGGCGGGUACUUGAUUCCAAAGGGAACGAUCGUGUAUAUCAACGUUUGGGCAAUCCAUCGCGAUCCUAGAAAUUGGCCGAAUUCAUUGGAGUUCAAGCCAGAGAGAUUCUUGAAAGGCAAAUGGGAUUAUAACGGAAACAAUUUGAAGUUUUUGCCGUUUGGAGUUGGGAGAAGAAUAUGCCCUGGAAUUCCGUUAGGGGAGAAGAUGUUGGUUUAUAUAUUAGCAUCUCUCUUGCAUUCUUUCGAGUGGAGGUUGUCGGAAGACGAAGAUUUUGAGGUUUCCGAUGAGUUUGGAUUUGUGACGAAGAAGAGGAAACCGUUGAUUGCUAUACCAUCUCAACGGUUAUCUGAUGCAAGACUCUAUCUAUGAAUGUAUACAAGUAAAGUUGUUCCGUAAAAUAAGAUAGAUAUAUGCAGAAUAAAUAACUCAUGUAUCCAAAUCUUACGAUCGAUUAUUACUCAU
This is a messenger RNA of Cynara cardunculus var. scolymus (artichoke), 1681 nucleotides long. RefSeq names its product cytochrome P450 76C1-like. Gene Ontology annotation, molecular function: oxidoreductase activity, acting on paired donors, with incorporation or reduction of molecular oxygen; heme binding; iron ion binding. The record is from RefSeq and is a predicted model, not a curated record. Lineage: Eukaryota; Viridiplantae; Streptophyta; Magnoliopsida; Asterales; Asteraceae. Bases 2 to 1588 code for a protein of 528 amino acids. The transcript is spliced from 2 exons.